AUGUCGUUCCCCGUGAGAGCCUUGGUUGCCUCCGCCCUGCUGGCGGUGGCUCACGCUCAAGGUGUCAUCCUCAGCGCACAAGGCCCCAAAGGCCCGGCCAGCCCGGGACUAUUAGUCAAUCCCGCAAAGGCCGACGCCAACAUCAUCAACCAGCAGGAGAUCGUCCAGAACGUCGUCAACGAGUGCGGCCGGACGAUCCUCAGCGGGAACAUCGACAUCGGCGAGACGACCGAGGGCCAGCUCAGCAACAACACCGUCACCAAGGUCACAAAGGGCUCCAACGUCGACAUCACCAUCGCCCAGGUCAGCGCCGACGGCGUCGGCCCCUACUCGUGCGACCUCGACCUGACGAGCAACGCCAACGGGGCCACGGGCCAGACGAAGCUCCAGGUCCAGGAGUCCCAGCCGCAGAAUGGCAACAUCAAGCUCAAGGUCAAAAUGCCCGACGACCUGGCCUGCGUAGGAGCCUCCACCGGAGACGUCUGCACCAUCCGCUGCUUCAACGACAACGCAAAGGGCCCCUUUGGCGGCUGCGUCGCCGUCCAGCAGACCGACACGACGCCCAAGCAGAACACCCCCGACAACAUCCCCACCGCCCAGACGCUCGAGGGCGUCCUCACCCAGGUCCAGCAGAACAUCGUCGACCUGCCCGCCGCCGUCAAGUCGAUCCAGGAUGCCCCGACCCAGGACGACCAGGGCGUCACGGCCAUCAAGGAGAUCCUCGGCAACAACGCCACCCUGGAGGCCGCCGGGCCCGCGGGGUCCGCCAACAACGGCAAGAAGAACAACGGCAACGGCGGCAAAGGCAACGGACGGAACAGGGGCAAGGGCAACGGCGCGGCCGGCGGAGGCAACGGCAGGAACCGGGGCACCGGCCGCGGAGGGAACAACGCUCAGACCGGCGGAGGUGCCGCGGCGGGCGGCGGCGGCAACGGACGUGGUCGCCAGAACCAGCAGAACAACAAUGAUAACAACAACAACAACAACGACAAGCGGGAUCCCAAGGACCUGCUCCGCUCGCGCUGGGCGAGGAGGAACUUUGUUCCCCGGGGCUGA
Messenger RNA from Colletotrichum higginsianum IMI 349063, 1056 nucleotides. RefSeq names its product GEgh16 protein. The coding region runs from base 1 to 1056 and encodes 351 amino acids. Lineage: Eukaryota; Fungi; Ascomycota; Sordariomycetes; Glomerellales; Glomerellaceae. The record is from RefSeq and is a predicted model, not a curated record. The transcript is spliced from 3 exons.